CUGAGGAAAUAUUGUCACAGCUUGUAAGAUAAGUCACCAGACUACUGCUUGUAUUGGCCAGAAUCACGUCCAUGACGUCAUAAUUAAUAUCGACGCCCAAUUGUCACGAUCGUGUUUCACGAUACUGAACAUAUCGAUAGUGAGAAGAUCGAUUUAUCUGCCAGACGAGACAAAACAAGAUAGCGUUUAUUUGGAAAUUCUACAAGAGUUUCAAGUGGCUGAGUGCUCAACAAAGCAAGAGAAAUAAAAGGAAGUUGUCAGCUACGCAAGUUCAACGCUCUUCGGAUGGUUUGUAACUGACGGUAAACCUUUGAUAACUGUGGUACUGAUACAACCAUUCACUUGAAUGAGAAUUUAAACUUGAUUUGCAACACGUUUGGAAAACAAAAUGGCGUCGACUUUGAUAACAGUGUUGGUCGCCGUAUGUGUGCCUUUCUUCAUCGUGGGCAUCGUAGGAAACAUUGGUGUUAUUUUGUGUAUAUUUGUAACGCCAUCUCUCAGGACUCGAACCAACGCUAUCAUAAUCAGCCUAGCAACAAGUUGUUUAGCGUUUCUACUAAUGGUAGUUCCCUUCACCGUGGAUUCUUUUCUGCAUUCUAGCUGGCGUGUUGCCUUGUGGUACUGCCACACUACGGCUUACCUAGCCUUUGGAUUUAUAGGUAUUACAGUGUGUAACAUCGCAGCGUUAUCUGUAUACCGUUACUUCUGCGUGGUACAUCCAACUAAACUGUUUUUGAGGAGUAUUCCCAAUGUAGUUUUCCUGAUUGUGUUAUCAUGGCUCAUACCAAUUCUCACACAGACAUCUCUUGCUACGUUUCAAAUUGCUCAUACGGAGUUUAACCCGUUGUAUGCCCGAUGUGUCGUCAUCAAAAAGGGUAGCCCUAUCGUGUAUAAUGGGCUAGUGUUUGGUGGGUUCCUGUCUACUCUUGCUAUAACUCUGUUCAGUUAUGCAGGUAUCUAUCGCCAUGUAAGAAAAAGCACAAACAGACUUCGCAAACAAGCACAGAUUGGUGCUCAACGAAGCUCUCACCCGGAUGUUCAAACUGGGCAAAUGAUCAAUACAGAUGCAGAGACUGAUGGGACGUCAUCGACGCCAAACGCUGUCAGGACACCAGACCAUAGCCGUGCAAGGGAUAAACGACCAACUUCAAGUGGAGCUACCAACAGACACACAAAAGAACAGAAUUACCUGACUAAGAUCUGUGUUGUUGUAUUCGCAUUGUUCAUGGUUUGCUAUGGCCCUAUUGUUAUACUGUCAGCUGUGUAUGCUAAGGACGAUUUCCCAGCUGAUGCUUACACAGUUUGCACCAUGAUCUACUGGUUGGGUAGCUGUUUGCACCCGCUGGUUUACGCAACACUACAACCUCAAAUGCAGAAGUCUGUGUUGCGUUUCUUGAGGUGCUGCCGCAAAACACACAGUGAGAACAGAGUUACUUCAGUUGCUGCUGAUGUGGCGUAGUGAGAACAAAAGGGAGUUAAGAAUUUAAGAAAUGUUAAACUUGCAUCAGGGAUCAAGAACAUCACUUGGUUUCACCUC
This is a messenger RNA of Asterias rubens (European starfish), 1537 nucleotides long. Its product is annotated as G-protein coupled receptor 84-like. The transcript has a single exon. The record is from RefSeq and is a predicted model, not a curated record. Gene Ontology annotation, cellular component: membrane. Lineage: Eukaryota; Metazoa; Echinodermata; Asteroidea; Forcipulatida; Asteriidae. Gene Ontology annotation, biological process: G protein-coupled receptor signaling pathway. The coding region runs from base 389 to 1459 and encodes 356 amino acids. Gene Ontology annotation, molecular function: G protein-coupled receptor activity.